Molecule: messenger RNA, 794 nt
Organism: Malaclemys terrapin pileata
Lineage: Eukaryota; Metazoa; Chordata; Testudines; Emydidae
Gene: LIN28B
Product: lin-28 homolog B
Exons: 4
Coding region: 16-789 (257 amino acids)
Molecular function (GO): zinc ion binding; nucleic acid binding
Source: RefSeq, a predicted model, not a curated record
GUUCCUCAGAAGACGAUGAGGUCAUUCAAGAAGGUCUCCUCAGGCCCAGCAGGGGCGAGUAAAGGUGGAGACGAGCCCGGGAAGUUGCCGGAGCAGGAAGAGGAGGAAUCCCAGGUUUUGCACGGAACAGGCCAUUGCAAGUGGUUCAAUGUGCGAAUGGGAUUCGGGUUCAUCUCCAUGAUCAACCGGGAAGGAAACCCUUUGGAGUCUCCAGUUGAUGUUUUUGUACACCAAAGCAAGCUUUACAUGGAAGGAUUUAGAAGCCUAAAGGAAGGCGAACCAGUGGAAUUUACUUUUAAGAAAUCUUCCAAAGGCCUUGAAUCAAUACGGGUAACAGGCCCUGGUGGGAGCCCCUGUUUAGGAAGUGAGAGACGACCCAAAGGGAAGACAGUACAGAAAAGAAAACCAAAGGGAGAUAGAUGCUACAACUGUGGUGGCCUUGAUCAUCAUGCUAAGGAAUGUAGUUUACCUCCACAGCCAAAGAAGUGCCAUUACUGUCAGAGCAUCAUGCACAUGGUGGCUAACUGCCCUCAUAAAACUGUUUCACAACAGCCCACUAGUUCUCAGGGAAGAUAUGAAGCAGAACCACAGCCUUCCACUUCUGCUUUCCUGAGAGAAGGGGGAGGGGCUUACUGCCAUUCAUCUCCAUCAUAUUCUCAGGAGGGAAGGUCAGAGAUCUUAGAACGUUCAGGCAGGUCACCACAAGAACCUUCCUCCAGUAAGUUAUCUGCAUCACCUGAAGAACAAAGCAGAAAGGGGCCUUCUGUUCAAAAAAGGAAAAAAACUUAGAGCUU